Molecule: messenger RNA, 18312 nt
Organism: Hypomesus transpacificus
Lineage: Eukaryota; Metazoa; Chordata; Actinopteri; Osmeriformes; Osmeridae
Gene: kmt2a
Product: lysine (K)-specific methyltransferase 2A
Biological process (GO): positive regulation of DNA-templated transcription
Cellular component (GO): histone methyltransferase complex; nucleus
Molecular function (GO): zinc ion binding; DNA binding; histone H3K4 methyltransferase activity
Source: RefSeq, a predicted model, not a curated record
UCGGAGGGCAGGCAGGCAGAGUGUAAAAUGGCGCACAGCUGUCGGUGGCGGUUCCCUGCUCGGCCCGGAGGGAGCAGCAACUCGGGCACCGGGAAGAGAGCGGGCCGAAUCCGGGUCACUGCCUCUCUCCGACCGGGCACAGGGACUUACCCUAACACGACCGGCCUCGGACCUGGGUUUGAUGCUGCGUUACAAGUCUCCUCUGCCAUCGGUAGCAACCUGCAGAAAUUUCGGGAUGUUUUGGGAGAGUCGAGCGGCUCCAGCAGUGGAGAGGACGAAGCGUUUGGGGGUUUUGGUACCGUCAGUGAACACAGCAGAGUACAGAGCCCAGUGCAUGCUGCAGAGGGUCCUCCAUGGCAGGAGAAGAAGCCCAGAGGCCGGCCCCCCAGAACGCCGACUGCCCAAAAAGCAGCAUUGGGCCUCGUCCCCCCUUCCUCCUCCCCUUCCUCCUCCUCUUCCUCGCCAGCCAUGGGGCGACCGGAUGGCGCUGAGCAGCCGGGUCAGAAGGUGAAGCGUCUGCCCGGCAGGCCCCCUGGCUCCGGGGAGAAGAAGCGGGGGCGACCGCCCACCGUGGGCACCCAGAGACCCUGGCACCCCGGGGAGGAGGGCAGGCCGGCCGGGCCGGAGCAGGAGGACAACGAGGACAAGGACAGGAAGUGGUCCAAGCGGACGCCGCUGGGCUCGGUCCAGCAGCAGGACCCCGAGGCGAAGGGCGGCGACGCCAAGCUGACCAAGCUGAAGCGCCUCCGCGAGGUGAAGCUCAGCCCGCUCAAGUCCCGCCUCCAGGCCAUCGCCAGGAAGGGCGUGGCCGCGCCGGGCGUGCCGCGACGCCGACGCGGGCGGCCGCCCUCCGCCGAGCGCCUCAAAGCUCAGGCCGCCGCCCAGGCCUCGGGCCUGGAGGGGAACCACAAGGCUGCGAGGGGGAGAGACUCCCACCCUCCCCUGAGCCCGGAGCCCCCCUCGCCAGCCACCUCGCCGCCGGCCUCCCCGUCCCCCUCCAGGCUGGGCCGGCCCCUGGGCCUGCGGCAGAGCCCGCGGCACAUCAAGCCGGCCAGGAUGGUGCCGCCCGCCAAGCGCACAGACGCCACCAUCGCCAAGCAACUGCUGCAGAGGGCCAAGAAGGGGGUGCAGAUGAAGAAGCUGCUGGGGAACGAGGCGGCGGCCAUCGGGGCGCCGGGGGCGGCGGGCGGCGAGGGCGGCAUCCGCCGCAGGAGGCGGACCCAGCUGAAGAACAUCCGGCAGUUCAUCAUGCCGGUGGUGAGCACCGUGUCGCUGCGCAUCAUCAAGACGCCCAAGCGCUUCAUGGAGGACGAGGGCGGCUUCGGGGCUCCGCCCCCCCACGUGAAGGUGCCCAGGUUGGAGGCGCCCCCUUCCGUCGUCGCGGCGGCGGCAACCGCCCCCCCUCCCUCCUCGGCCUCCCCCGUCCAGGCCUCCUCAGCCUCCAACGCCGGGACGCCCACCCCUUCCGACUCCCUCCCUCCCCCGCCGGCCCCCUCCGCCGCUGCCCCCACGCCUGGCGCCCCGCCCCCGGCGGCCGGCAUGCUGGCCAGUGGCGGCGCCACCAACGGCCGGUUCAGCAGCAGCGCGGCGUCCUGCGGCUCCAUGUCCCAGCACUCCUCCCAGCUGUCCUCGGCCGAGUCAUCCCGCUCCAGCAGCCCCAGCCUGGACGACUCGUCGUGCGACUCCCAGGCCUCGGAGGCCACGCAGGCCCCGUCGGAGGCCGAGCACCACCACGGGCGCGGGCGCUCCUCCUCCCCCCAGGCGGAGCUGCACGCCUCGCGGCCCCCCUCGCCUCCCUCGGAGCCGGAGGUUCUGGUGGAGCGGGGCCGGCGAGGUCGGAGAGGCCAGGGGUCGGGGCGGGGCAGCGUCGGGGGGCGGGGCAGGGGCAUCCUGACCAGUGGGAAGAAGAAGGCCAUCAUCAGCCCCGCCACGGGGGUCCUCAUGUCCUCCUCCGCCCUGGCCGCCUCCCAGCAGGCCUCCUCCACCGCCUCCUCUUCCUCGUCCCCCCCGCCCCCCCCGCUCCUCACCCCCCCUCAGCCGCCCCAGUCCGCCGCCGCCAACGCGGGCGGCCCCGUCAGCGAGCACCACUCCCAGUCCCCCUGGAUCCUGCCGCACCCCAUCGCCCCCUUCCUGCAGACCCCGGCCUCGCUGGACAAGCGAGGGGGCAGCAGGUCCAUCCUGAGGGAGCCCACGUUCCGCUGGACCUCCCUGGCUCGCUCCCAGCACCACUACUUCUCCUCCGCCAAGUAUGCCAAGGAGGGCCUGAUCAGGAAGCCCGUCUUCGAUAACUUCCGCCCGCCGCCUCUCACCGCCGAGGACGUGGGCCUGAUGCCUGGCGGGGGCGGGGCCGGGGGCGGGGUCACGCCAGGGGGCUUCCCAGCCCAGGGAGGGGGGUCCGGGUCCGGCUCCGGCUCCGGCUCGCGCCUCUUCUCCCCCCUCCACCACCACCAUCACCAGCCCCCAUCCUCAAGGUUCGAGCCGCCCCCUCUCCAGAAGCGCAGUCUGCUGCGAGCCCCGCGCUUCACCCCCAGCGAGGCCCACUCCCGGAUCUUCGAGUCCGUCACCCUGCACUCUUCUUCGGGCAGCAGCCCCGGGUCGCUGUCCCCCCUCCAGACCUCCAGCUCGUUACGGUCAAUCAGACGCAAGAAGAGGCGGGCCCUGGGAACUUUGCGCAGCCAGCCACGGUCCCCGUCGCACUCCAUGACCCGGCGAAGCAGCCAAUCAGGGGGCCAGGCGUCCGGGCGGGGGGCGUCGGAUCUGCCGGGGAUGGGGGGCUCUGUGUCCGGCUCUCUGCCCGUGGCGGGGGGCGGGGUGGGGGCGCCCCCCAACCCUCUAGUCACUAGUGCCUUAACUCCUGCCUCCUUCAGCACCUUCUCCAGCCCCGGGGCCCUGGGCCUGCCCUCGCACGCCUCCUCCGACAGCAGGAGGGCGGCUGCCGGCAUGGCUUCUUCCUCCUCCCAGCUCUUCCCUCUGUUUGCUUCCAGCUCACAGGAGCCAGGCCGGGGGGGCGGGGGGAGGGCCGAGGGGGGCAGGAGCGCCACGGCCCCCAAGGAGAAGGACAGGGACAUGGAGAAAAGCAGGGAGCGAGAGAAGGAAAACAAGAGGGAGGGGAGGAAGGAGUGGGAGAAGAGGGGAGGGAAGGUCUCCACGCCCGACGCCUCGCCUAGCCCCGCCUCCAGCCUGUUCUCCGCCGAGGGAAGGGAGACGGACGACUGCAUUUCAUCCCUCGCUCCAAAAAAGACUCCCGGCCGAAAGAAGCCGGCAUCCGUGGACUCUUCCUCCACCGAAACUCCGCCCACCGACAAGGGGGCGCUCCAGACCCCUCCCCCCUCCCUGUCCAAGGGUCGUCUGACCAAGAAGGGGCGGCCCUCAGAGAGGGGGGCAGACCCAGAGUUGGAGGACCAGGAGAGGGAGAAACCAAGUGCCCCAACCCAGCCAGCGGGUGGCGUCCCUGGGCAGGCGCAGGGCAGACAGGCCCCCGCCCCGUCUCUUUGCUCCAUGCUGGCCCAUGCAGACAAGCAGCCGGUGGCUGACAAGAGUGUGGCACGCGUGCUGAGGAAGGCUAAGGACCAACUGUUCAGUAUCGAGAAGAUCAAGUCCCUCAAACCCCCCGACCAGCCUAAAGCCCAGGGUCAGGAGAGCGAUUCGUCCGAGGCGUCCGUCCGCGGCCCUCGCAUCAAACAUGUGUGCCGGCGUGCGGCCGUGGCGCUGGGGCGGAACCGGGCCGUGUUCCCUGACGACAUGCCCACCCUCAGUGCCUUGCCCUGGGAGGAGAGGGAGAAGAUCCUGUCUUCCAUGGGGAACGACGACAAAUCAUCAGUGGCGGGUUCAGAGGAGGCGGAGCCACAGUCCCCGCCCAUCAAGCCGGUGACCCGCAACAAGUCUCUGCAGGAGGCCCCGCCCAGGAAGGGGCGUCGGUCUCGUCGCUGCGGCCAGUGCCCCGGCUGCCAGGUGCCUGAGGACUGUGGUGUGUGCACCAACUGUCUGGACAAGCCAAAGUUUGGGGGACGCAAUAUCAAGAAGCAGUGUUGCAAGGUGAGGAAGUGUCAGAACCUCCAGUGGAUGCCUUCCAAGAUGAUCCUCCAGAAGCAGGGCAAAGGCAAGAAAGACAAGAAGAAGAAGCUCACCGAUAAGAAGGAGGGGCUUGUGAAAGGGCCAAUAACAGAGUCCGGUCUCAAGACGGCCACGCCCAUUCUGAAGGAAGAGCCUCCACGCAGGAAGAGUGAGACUCCUCCCCCGAAGGCAGGCGAGGAGAAGCAGUCGUCUCCACCCUCCACCCCGAGCGAGCCCCCUCAGCCCCCCAGCUCAACCCCCACCCCUGCCCAGACACCAGGCUCUACCCUAGAGGCAAAACAAGCGCCACCCCCAACCAACCAGAGCACUAAGAAAGGACCGAAGUCACAGCAGCCCACCCCUCCCUCCUCUUCCUCCUCUUCCUCCUCCUCUUCUUCCUCCUCUUCCUCCUCUUCCUCCUCCUCUUCUCCGUCCCAGAGCUCCCCGUCUCCUCCUGCCCAAUCCCAGCUGCCCUCCCAGCAGCAGCAACGCCCUUCACCCAAUCAGGCGCCGCCAAAAAAGGAUGCCCUGCCCAAGGUCCCGCCCUCAGAGCCUAAGAGGAAGCCCCAGCCACAACCCGGUCUGGCCACACCCCCACCAGACACAGCGUACGAGUCGAAUCCGCAGCACCUGAAGAAGUCGUCGGGGCGCUCCCUCCCCUCUCCCCCUCUGAAGCCCAGGCAGAAGGAGCGGGAGAGGGAGAAGGAGAAGGCCCCCGCCCCCAGAGCCCUGAGCAGCAGCCGGGCUUUAAACUGGCAGAGCACUCCCUCGGGGGGGCGGCCCUGGCCCCGGGCGCCCUGGGACGGAGUGCACCGCAUCCGACUGGACUUCCAGCGCCGGGCCGCUGAGCCGGACAGGGUGUGGCAGGCCGGCGGGCUCAGCCUCCUCACCUCCACGCCCAUCACGCCUCGCGUCAUCUGCUUCCUGUGCGCCAGCAGUGGCAACGUCGAGUUUGUCUUCUGCCAGGUGUGCUGUGAGCCCUUCCAUCUGUUCUGCCUGGCCGAGGCAGAGCGCCCCCUGGAGGAGCAGAGGGAGAACUGGUGCUGCCGGCUGUGCCGCUUCUGCCAGACUUGCGGAAGGCAGCACCAGAAGACCAAACAGCCUCUGCUGGAGUGUGAUAAGUGCCGUAACAGCUACCACCCCGAGUGCCUGGCCCCCAACCACCCCACCGCCCCCACCAAGAAGAAGAGAGUCUGGGUGUGCACCAAGUGUGUUCGCUGUAAGAGUUGUGGAGCCACCAAGCCCGGGAAGGCGUGGGACGCCCAGUGGUCACAUGACUUCUCGCUUUGUCACGACUGUGCCAAACUCUUUGCUAAAGGUAAUUUCUGCCCGCUGUGUAACAAGUGCUAUGACGAUGACGACUUUGACAGCAAGAUGAUGCAGUGUGGCCGCUGUGACCACUGGGUGCACUCCAAGUGUGAGGGCCUGACAGAUGAGAUGUACGAGUUAAUGUCCAAGCUGCCAGAGAGCGUGGCCUACACCUGCACCCACUGUACGGAGUGCCCCCCGGCCGAGUGGAGGACUGCCCUGGAGAGGGAGCAGCAGGCUGGGAUCCGACAGGUCCUCACGGCCCUGCUCAACUCCCGCACCUCCACACACCUGCUGCGCUACCGCCAGGCGGUGAUGAAGCCCCCAGAGCUGAACCCAGAGACGGAGGAGAGGCUCCCCUCCCGGAGGUCCCCCGAGGGCCCCGACCCCCCCGUCCUGACCGAGGUGGGGCCCCCCAGCGACUCCCCCCCAGACCUGGAGUCCGUGGAGAAGAAGAUGGACCGAGGGCUCUACAAGUCUGUGCUGGAGUUCAGUGAUGACAUUGUGAAGAUCAUCCAGGCAGCCAUGAACAGUGAUGGAGGCCAGCCAGAGAACCGCAAGGCCAACAGCAUGGUCAAGAGCUUCUUCACACGGCAAAUGGAGAGGGUCUUCCCUUGGUUUAAGGUGAAGGAGUCCAGCUACUGGGAAAGUCACCAAGUCUCCCCCAACAGUGGACUCCUCCCCCACGCUGUCCUGCCCCCCUCCCUGGACCACAACUACGCCCAGUGGCAGGAGCGUGAGGAGCAGUCCCGGGCCGAGCAGCCCCCCCUCAUGAAGAAGAUCAUCCCGGCUCCCCGGCCCAAGACCCCUGGGGAGCCCGACUCCCCCACCUUCCCCGCGCCGCCUCCCCAUCUGCCUCCGCCUCCCCCCCUGCUGCAUGACCUGGGUCGUGAGGACAGUCCUGACGUCCUCCCUCCACCAGGGGUCAGUGACAACCGUCAGUGUGUUCUGUGUCUGAAGUACGGGGACGAGAACACCAACGAGGGCGGCCGGCUCCUGUACAUGGGUCAGAAUGAGUGGACCCAUGUGAACUGUGCUCUGUGGUCGGCCGAGGUGUUUGAGGAUGACGACGGCUCUCUGAAGAACGUCCACAUGGCCGUGCACCGAGGGAGGCAGCUGCGCUGUGAGAGCUGCCAGAGGCCUGGGGCCACUGUGGGCUGCUGUCUGACCUCCUGCUCCAGCUCCUACCACUUCAUGUGCGCCCGGCAGAAACACUGUGUCUUCCUGGAGGACAAGAAGGUCUACUGCCAACGCCACAGGGACCUCAGCAAGGGGGAGGUGGUGUCUGAGGCUGGGUUUGAGGUGACCCGGCGGGUUCUGGUGGACCUGGAGGGGAUCAGCCUCAAGAAGAAGUUCCUCACAGGCCUGGAGCCCGAGAAUGUGCACAUGAUGAUAGGCUCUUUGACCAUCGACUGUCUGGGAAUACUGACUGAGCUGUCGGACUGUGAGCGCAAGCUCUUCCCCAUAGGAUACCAGUGUUCCAGGGUGUACUGGAGUACCCUAGAUGCCCGCAAGCGUUGUGUGUACACCUGCAGGAUCCUGGUGUGUCGCCCCCCAGUGGUGGACUCUGAGAUGUCGGCUCCAGAAGAGAACCGCACCAUCGCACACAGCCCUCUCUCAGAUAAAGAGCUGUCUCCGUGGUCGGACCCCUUCGACUCCCCCAAGCACUCUGACGCCCUGUCCCCCCCCACUACCCCUAAACUGAGGGUGUACUCCCGCAACAGGCACCCCAGCUACCCCCCCUGUCAGCGAUCACCAGGGUCCAGACCUCUGCCCUCUCCAGACGGCUCGUCCCAGGCGGUCCAUGAGAUCGUCACGGUGGGAGAUCCCCUGCUGAGCUCCAGCCUGAAAAGCAUCGGGUCCCGGCGCCACAGCACCCCUUCGCUGUCCCCGCCGCCGCCGCCCCCCCACACCGCCAGGCUCAAAGGUCCGGCCUCCACCCCGCCAGGCCACACGCGGCCCCUCCCCUCCCAGAUGCGCGCCCUCUCCUCCCCCCCACCGUCUCUCUCGCGCCCCUUCUCCUCCCCGCCGCCCGCACACGCCCGGACGCUGUCCUCCCCCUCCGCGUCCCACAUGAGAACGCUCUCCUCCCCCCCUCCGCUCAUCCCCUCCCCUAUGAGGGAUCCGGAGAGGGCCCGGGGGACCAGCAGAGACCCGGCGCACAGGGAGGCAGAGAGGAUCCGGCAGCCCAGGGGAGAGCACAGCCUGAGGGAGGCAGAGAGGAGCAGGCUACCUAGCAGAGACCCAGGGAUGAGGGGGGCAGAGAGAAGCCGGGGGCCUGGCAGAGAGCAGAGUCUCAGGGAGGCCGAGCGGCCCAAAGGUUCCAGAGAGCCAGCCCAGAGGGACUCUGAGAAGAGCAGGCAGCCCAGCAGAGACUUGGGUUUGAAGGACACGGAGAAAGCCCGGCCAGCCAGAGAUCCAGCCCUUAAGGAGCCAGAGAAAGGGAGGCUGUUGAGUAGAGACCCCAGUCAGAAAGACACAGACAAGGGUAGGCCUUCCAACAGAGACCCAGGCUUGAAGGAGUCAGAGAAGGGUAGGCCGCCCAGCAAAACCCAAGGUCUCAAGGAAACAGAGAGGGGCAGACAGCCCAGCAAAGACCUAGGGAGAGAGUUUGACAAGAGCAGGCCAUCAAGCCAGGCCCAGAGGGACACAGAGAAGGGCAGAGCACCAGGCGGAGACCCAAGCUCCAGGGAUUUGGAGAGGGAUAAAUCAUUAAGCAAAGACCCUGGUCCUAGAGAGGCAGAGAGAGGCAGAGCACCUCGAGAACAGAGCCUGAAAGACACAGAGAGGACCAGGCCCUCCAGCAGAGAGCCAGGCCAGAGGGAGGGAGAGAAGGCUAGGCCGUCUAACCGGGACACAGAGAGAGACAAGCUGUCUAACAAAGACCCAGGCUCAAAGGAUUCCGACAGGGGCAGGCCACACAGCAAAGAUCCAGGCCUGAGAGACAUGGAGAAGAGCAGACAGGCUAGUCGAGAGCCAAGCUUGGCCGAGAGGUCUAGACCGGGCGGUGGAAGUAAGAGCCAGAGCCGGGAGGCCAGCUCUGCGAGUCCUGGAGCCCAGCACAGACCCUCCCACGGCCAGGCUGAGAGGAAGGCCGAGGCUGGGGGGAAGGAGGGCAUCUCCAGGCAGGCUGCUGGAGAAGGGAAGACCCCCAGGCUGGGCACUGGAGGCCCGGGGUUGGCGAGUGUAGGCCAGGCUUCGCCAAUGCUGGGCACAGCCAUACUGACCAGCCACCAGAAGGGGGGAAGUGCCAGGACAGAGAAGAGCAAGCAGGCGGGGAAAGACACUGAACAGUCAGGUGGUUUGAUGGGGCUGUCUCGCCAGCGCCCCCUCUCCACUUCCACACCCUUGCCCAAGGACGGCACCCCCGCCCCCCUGCCCAAAGACCGGUCAAACCCAGGAAAGGAUGGGGCCCCGGUCACUAAGGAUUCCGGGAAGCCCGUCUCCCCCCAGCGCACCUACGAGCGGGUCGGAGGGAAGAAGACCCUGGAGUAUCCGUCCGGGCCCCCGCCCGCCGCCGCGCUCAAACCACUGUGGUCCUCCAGUACCGUGUCUGAGGAUGACAUCAGCAGACGAGGCUCCUCGCAGGCAGCGCCGAUAACUGUCCCCGCCGCCGGUCACAUGACCACCUCGGGCGCCAAAGACAAGCCGACCCGAGGCAGGACGGGUGGGAGCAGGGAGGUCUCCAAGGAGAGGGGGGAGAAGCCCCCCCACAACAGCAACAAGACUCUUCUGCUCAACAACAGCACCAAGGCCACCAUGGCCCCCAUGGCCCAGACCCCCCCCCAGAUCAGCAGCAACAGCAAAGCCCUCCCGGUCACCAACAGCUCCAAGGCGUCUGGGAAGGUGGAGGUGGAGAGGCAUGAGAAGGAGGCUGCAGACAGCCGCUCCUCCAGGAACAGGGAGAGGCUGUCCAGCCCGGAGAGGAGACCCAGCCCCAGCCUGGAGCUCUCCUCCAGGGACAAGAAGAGAGCCGUCAAGGCCUCUCAGCCCCAGCUAAAGACGGACCCCAACGGGACCAACACUACCAGCACCACGUCCUCUGACUCCUCCACCACCUCCCUCACCACCACCUCCCCGGCCGGACAGGGUACCGCCAGGCCCCGUGCCUCCUCCCGCCCGCCCCUGUUCUCCUCCGCCAGCAGCUCAGAGAGCUCCGAGUCCGAGAGCCAACCCCACACCGAGCACCCCCCGGCCCGCCCCCAGCGCCGCCUCCUAUCCCGCGGCGCGGAGGACGACCGGGAAGGACCCGAGGCGGACCGGCAUGACGACCACGCCCUGGAGGAUGACGGGAGCCUGGACAAGCACCAGGAGGAUGACAGCGACGGAUCGGGCUCGGCCAAGCGCCGCUACCCGCGCCGGAGCGCCCGCGCUCGCUCCAACAUGUUCUACGGGCUCACGCCCUUCUAUGGCGUGCGUUCUUACGGCGAGGAGGACCUCCCGUUCUAUGCCAGCGGGGAGGGGCUAGGCCCCGGAGCCGGGGCGGGGGCAGGGAAGAAGAGGAGCGGAGGAGGCAGGAGGUCGGCAGAGGGACAGGUGGACGGGGCCGACGACAUGAGCACCUCCUCCUCCUCAGGGGACAGCGCAGAGGAGGAGGAAGGCAGCCUGAACCCCAAGGAUCCCUACUACUACAACUUCACCAGGACCAUCGUCACCCCUGGGGGGGGCUUGCCCUCCAUCGAGGGCAUCGACCAGUGUCUGGGGAGGGGCUCCCAGCUGCAGCGCUUCCUGAAGGACGAGGAGGAGGAGGCAGUGAGCCGGGGAGCGUCGGAGGAGGGCCUAGCCCACAUGAGCUUGAGCCAGCAGCGGAUUGGCCAGCUAGACGGUGUGGACGAUGGCUCCGAGAGUGACGCCAGCGUGAGCACCAACCCCACCCCGACUACCGCCACCGCCGCCGCUCACCGGCCCACGGGUAAGAGGAGGGGCCGGGAUCGCCAUGCCGACAAGCGAGAGCAGGAGGCAGGGAAGGAGGCAGAGACCACCAGCCGCGGAGCAGCAGGGGGAGGAAGCAGUAACAGCCGGGACAGCAGGAAGAGCCAGAAGGACAACUGCCUCCCGCUAGGAGCCGUCAAAGGUCAGGGGUCACAGGGUCAGGACCCCCUGGAGGCCCAGCUCUCCCUCAGCACCGACCUGCUCAAGUCUGACUCGGACAACAACAACAGUGACGACUGUGGCAACAUCCUGCCCUCUGACAUCAUGGAGUUUGUCCUCAACACUCCCUCCAUGCAGGCCAUGGGGCAGCAGGCCGAGCCCUCUUCCUCAGACAUCCUGUUUGAGGACUUCCCCCAGCCGCUGGCGGGGGCGGAGCCUGUGGAAGGGGGCGUGGCGGGGGUGGAGGAACCGUACGGACUUCCUCUGGAGUUGCCUUCGGACCUGUCGGUUCUGACGACCCGCAGCCCCACUGUGAGCAGCAGCCAGAACCACUCAGCCCUGCUCUCGGACGGACCCGACCGCUCCAUGCUCGCACUUUCCUCCAAUUCCGAAGGACUGCCGGGGGAGAAGGGCGGGGACAAGAAGAGGGGCGGUGCCGGGGUGUCUCCUGACAGCCUUUCAGAUACGGGGAGCAGAGAGUCCCAGGUGACCGAAGGUCACAUGACACCCGAGCAUUUCAUCCCAAGCCCUGCCAUUGGUCAGGUGGUGGAUGGGGGCAGUAACCAGGAUGUGACCAGGAGCUCUGGUACCCCAGGCCUACCCAGCUCUCCCUCCCUGCCCCUCCAGGGCCAGAAGUAUCUUCCAGCCACCGCCAGCCCUGGGCCUUGCCCAAACCCUGGCCCCUCCCAGGCCCCCAGCCCUGUAAUCCACACCUCCUCCCCUCACCUCAAGCCUGGCCCAGAGAAGCUCAUCGUGGUCAAUCAGCACCUCCAGCCUCUCUAUGUACUACAGACCCUGGCCAACGGGGUCACUCAGAAGAUCCAGAUCGCCCCGUCCGUCAGUGCCACAGGGGUGAUAGACACCAGCUCCUCGGUGCUCAGCUCUAUGACCUUGACCACUGGCCUCAGCUCUUCCGGACUCACCACCUCCCAGUCGCUCUUCCCCGCCAGGGGCAAGGUCCUGGGUGCCAUGCCCCACCACUCCCACAUCCACACCUUCACCGGCACCACCCAGACUGGCUUCCAGACCGGCAUCCCCAGCACCACCUCUGGCCUGCUCAUCGGGGUGCCCUCCCAGGCCCAUGACCCCCACAUCCUGGUCACCGAGGCGGGCCGCCCCCCGGAAAUCCGCCCCAAUGUGGCCAUCGUUUCCAGCCCGUCCUCCAUUGCCCCUUCCCCGGCAAUCCUCGCAUCCGCACAUGGCAAGAAGCGUCCCAUCUCCCGCCUCCAGCCGCGAAAGACCAAGAAGCUAGCCCGCAGCCGCAGCCAGCCCACACUGGCGCCCUCGGAGGUGGGCCACUCCAACAUGACCCUGAUCAACUUGUCUUCCCCCCAAAUCACCGCUGGCAUCCCUGCCCAGCAAGGAAGCCUGCUGGAGCUGGGCACCCUCACCCCUGCCAACCCUUCGCCCCAUCGCAAGGUGCCCAACAUCAUCAAGAGGCCCAAGACAGGGGGGGUGAUGUACUUUGGGGGAGCCCAGGGGGGUAUACUAGGUCCCGACCCCUCUACCCACCUAUUGCCAUGCACCGUGGCCAGUCUCAACCCCAACCAGUCUGUGUUGAAUGUGGUUUCCAUGCCUUCCAGCGCCGCCCCGCGUCUCCUGGGCCCCGGCUCAGUCUCCCUUUCCACCCCCAUCCUCAGCUCCUCUGACAUCACCGGGCCAAUCAGCAACCUGCUUUUCAAGGCCGGCCCCCACGGGCUGGGCCUAUCGGAUCAGCCCAUGGUACUGCAGUCAGGGGGAGGGGCUAUGAUGUCACAGCUGGGCAGCGGGGUCCAAACGAGCAUCGCCUGCGUCCUGCCCUCCCACCAGACCUUCAGUAUGGCCGUGACCCACCAGGGGGAGGCAGAGAGCAGUAUCACCCAUGCCCAGCACCUGGACCCUGGUCCUCCCGCUCAGGGUCCUAUCCCUCUGGCUCCGGCCCCCAGCCCUGCUUCCAUGGACCCAGCCAAGGGCCGAGUGUUGGGUGUGUUCACCCAGCAGACUCCUCCCUCACAGAGCUCCCGCACCACCCCCAUCUCCAGGGCCUCAGAGAGCAGGCUGGAGCUGAGGACCCCCUCACGGACCCCCUCCACAGGGGGCCCCAUGGCUGGGAAGUCCAAGCAGAAGGCCAAGAGAAGCAGGCAGAGCCCGGAGAAGACUAGCGGGAAGAAGCUGAAGAGCUGGCAGGCCGACGCUUCCAAGGAGAGCCUGAGAGACGCCAUCACUGGAUCCAGAGAUCCUAUCUCUCCAGAGCCAAUGGAAACUGGCAGACCAUCUGACAGAGGCACCAACAAGAGCGUGUACGGAGCUAGGAGAGCCCAAGCUCCAGCUGCCCUGACUGGGCGAGCGACGGGCGAGAGAGGCAGAACCUCCGGGUCGGCAGGCCUGCAGACCCAGGGUGGAGCCGGGGGUCCGGGGUCUCUCCUGGUGGCCUCCCCCCCAGACCAGAGGGGAGGGGGCAGAGACUCCCCCAUGGAGGCCAAGCCCAAGAAGGGCCUCAUCUUUGAGAUCUGCAGCGACGAUGGUUUCCACAUCCGCUGUGAGAGCAUCGAAGAGGCCUGGAAGUCCCUGACUGACAAGGUCCAGGAAGCUCGCACCAACGCCAGGCUGAAAGAGCUCUCCUUCGAGGGUGUGAAUGGGCUGAGGAUGCUGGGCGUGGUCCAUGACGCUGUAGUCUUCCUGCUGGAGCAACUGCACGGCUCCAGGCACUGCAGGAACUACCGCUUCCGCUUCCACAAGCCUGAAGAGCCCCACCCGCUUCCUCUAAACCCCCACGGGUCAGCUCGCGCUGAGCUUCACCACCGGAGGUCUGUAUUUGACAUGUUUAACUUCCUGGCAUCCAAACACCGCCAGCCCCCAGAGUACAACCCCCUAGAGGACGCAGAGGAGGAGGGGGCGAUGAAAGCUGCCCGGAGAACCUCCAGUGUGGACCUGCCUCUGGCUCAGAGGUUCAGGCAGCUGAAGACCUCCUCCAGGCAGACCGUGGGCGUCUACAGGUCUCCUAUCCAUGGAAGGGGCCUCUUCUGUAAGAAGACCAUCGAGGCAGGAGAGAUGGUGAUCGAGUACUCAGGCAACGUGAUCCGCUCUGUCCUCACAGACAAGAGAGAGAAGCUCUAUGACAGCAAGGGGAUUGGCUGCUACAUGUUCCGCAUUGACGACUACGAGGUGGUGGACGCCACGGUGCAUGGCAACGCCGCCCGCUUCAUCAACCACUCCUGCGAGCCUAACUGCCACUCGCGUGUCCUCAGCGUGGACGGCCAGAAGCACAUCGUCAUCUUCUCCAGCCGCCGCGUCUACCGGGGGGAGGAGCUCACCUACGACUACAAGUUCCCCACCGAGGAACCGGCCAAUAAGUUGCCCUGCAACUGCCGCACCAAGAAGUGCCGCAAGUUCCUCAACUAGACGCCACCGCCCUCCCGUCCCACCGGGAGUCGGAACUUUUCAGACGUUAACCGGACGUUCUCCAUAGAUUCUCCUGCUUCCAACGUGGAGCCGUGGUCCCUGUGUCUUCAUACGGGAGGUUCUAUAGGGGGACAGUGGGUGUGUCUGUAGCGGGGGUCAGUGACGCUGUGGUGAGGGUGAGGGUCUCCUGGACGGAGGCUGGGCACACUGAUGGGAAGGACCCAGACCAGGUACUGGCCCAGAUGGCACUCGUCUGGGCCCAGUCCAGGUUCUGUUCCAGACCAGUGCUCACCUAGUGUCUGUUCUGGUCCAGACCAGGGAUGACACCAUCCAGGUUCUGGUCCAGACUAGGGAUGACCCCGUCCAGCUUCGGACCCCAGCCCUCAGCCUCUCCAAGCCUCUAAUCUGAGCGGGGCCCCUCUGUGGAAGAACAACAGAUUAUCGUGCCUCCUUCGUUGUUUCUGUUUACUUUGGAUGGAGGAUUUAGGACCGGAGAGACGGGGGGAGGAAGAAAGAAGGAUAGAAGCAAAGAGCCUUUACAGAGUUUGUAGUUUUGAAACCGUUUGAAUCCUUUGAAUAACGAGAAAGAAAUAUGCCCUUUUCAUGAGGAGAUAAAGCAUUGCCUCACCCUCCAUAUUUUUCUAGAGGAGAGAUCUUUCCUUGAGUCCUAUCUGUGAUGCUCAGGGAGGGUCUGGAUGUAGAGCGCAUAGAAGACAAAAAUUGCCACAUUGUUAAGAGUUCAGUUUAUACACCAAAGUGCAAUUUUGAGGAAGGGACUUUUACCAGUCAAUGAAAGAACAGAGAGGAGCAAGCGAAGUGCUGCUGGCCUCGUCUGGUCGUACCUGCCCCUCCGUUGCUGUCCCCAUGUGAAAAUCCUUCAGGCCUUCAGAAUAGCCAUGCCAAUACCCCACCCCAACCCCUCUCUCCCUCUCUCUCUCCUGGGCUGUGUGUUGUAGACACUGUACAUAGUUGCCCAUGCUUGUCCACAGCAUCCUGGUGGAGCUGCAUAGCCUGUAAUCAACACCAGAGGGCGCUGUGGGGAGCCAGACGACAGGGCCACGGAGACCUCUGUCUGUCUGUCUGCAGGAUGUUUUUAAACUGUAGUUGUGUUGCUCUUACUAGACGAUAGCCACGAGUGUACUUAUGCUAGAGCCCUAGACGUAAACUUUAGACGUAGAAUCCGAUUUUAGGGAAAUAGAAGGGUGGGUCAUUGGAUCACAUCCCCGGUUCUGACUGAACUAGGUGGAGGUUCUGGUGGACUGACCGACGAGGGACUAGAACUUGCGUAGUUCUGUUUUUAUGGUUACUUUUGCUUUAGUGAAACAUUGUCUAUGUAUUUUAUUUUUGCAUAGGAAAACGUGACCAAGGCCAGAGCCAUUGAUUGGUCCAGCACUGUACCAGUGGGGUAAAGGAGGAGAGUGAUAUCGGAGUGUCUUUGGAAAUCAGAUUUGGAACAAUGUCUUGAAUUUACAGCAUUGAGUACCAAACGUCAGUUUAAAAAACCUUCAUAUGAAGAGUAUCUCCAUCUGUUGGAGAAGAAAACCAGCUCAUGGCCUAUAUUAAUAAUAACCGUUGACUAUGGAAUAAUAUUUUUUUUUUUAUAUGUAUGAAAAUUAGUCUUUUGAAGUCUUGUCUGUUAUCUGUCUGGUUUGUUAUGGACAGGGAAAUAUCAUGCUUGCUUUUGAAAUGUAAAUAAUAUGUAUAUUUUUCUAUACGAAAAGACUAAAAAGCACUCACUAGUGAAUAGCACUUAAUGACGAUGGUAUUUAUAUUUUUAAGAAAAUCGUAUUUAUUUUAUUGCCAUUUUUGUAGGAACUAGAGCGGUUUACAAACACUAAUGCUUGGGCUCAACAUUUUUUUUUUAUUCAGCUGCCUUUUCAACAUGUGUGUUCUUUUUGUUGUCGUUGCUUGUCGUUUUUUUUCUUUGUAGCCUGAAUGUUUCUUUGAUUCCAAAGACUGAUGAUGUGGCUUCGUCCCAUUCGCUGAGAGCAGUCCACCAGUAGCUCGAUCCACCAAUAGGAAUCAUUCGUUCAGUCACGGCGGCAUCCAAUGGCAUCCUAGCAUUGUGACGUUCUUAUGCACUUGAGGGAGUCCAGAGUGCUGCUCUAUGAGAAUAGCUGACACCUCGUCCCUUCCGCCUUAUUGAUGAUGAUGAUGAUGAUCUUCAUCCAACCACACAGUCCCAAGCCCAGCCAGAUCUAGCCAGUCACAACCCUGACACAGUCUUACUUGGUCAGCUUUAACUCAACCCCUCACCAUCUACCCAAUCUCUAGCUGUAAAGAUAUGCAACUUACUAGUCUCCUAUUCACCUCCGUACAGGGACCAUGUCCCUCACAAGUCCUUGCUUUCCUCCAGUUAGACCCGACAACCUCCCUAGUUCUGUCCCAGCAGCCUCGAUCUGGCUUUUGCCGGUCCAUCCAUUCAGGGAUCCAGUUCUGGUCCAGCUCCCUCCCCGUCCCCCACCCCUGACGGACCACCCGCAGGUGGGAUCCAGUUCUGGUCCAGCUCCCUCCCCGUCCCCCACCCCUGACGGACCACCCGCAGGUGGGAUCCAGUUCUGGUCCAGCUCCCUCCCCGUCCCCCACCCCUGACGGACCACCCACAGGUGGGGUCCUGUUCUGGUCCAGCUCCCUCCCCGUCCCCCACCCCUGACGGACCACCCACAGGUGGGGUCCAGUUCUGGUCCAGCUCCCUCCCCGUCCCCCACCCCUGACGGACCACCCACAGGUGGGGUCCUGUUCUGGUCCAGCUCCCUCCCCGUCCCCCACCCCUGACGGACCACCCACAGGUGGGGUCCUGAGUCCUGCUGGGUGCUGCUGCUAAGGCCCGCCAUGAAUGUACACGCCUAGACCAACCUAAUUCUUCAUGGUGACGGUUAUCAUUACGUUUGUUCGAACCGUGAUCAGAAUGGUGAAAAGGACAGGGAGGGUGACCUCACAAGCCCCACCGGGGGAAAGGGACAGUGGAGUUCUCUGGCUAGCCUAGCUAAGCUAGUGUCGGGACAGGCAGGUCACACACACAGAGAACUUACAAACUCUCUAUCACACUUGCGUUGGUUAGCUAGCGAGCUAGCUGCUGCCAUCUGAAGGGCUCCGUCUACGACUCUCUACUCUCCAGAUUUAACGCAGUCCUGUGUUUGAUACCGGGUGACAAACAACAACAACACAUUCUUUCACCAUCAUGUUUUAGAUCCAGUUCCUGUAGUAGACUCUGUUGUUAUCUGGUUGUCAUAGCAACAUACCACCUCUGUGGUUCUUCAUCUGUAAUUAACCUAUAUUAAGAUUACAAUAUAUACACAUACAUAGUAGUUAACUUGUACUUCUGUAUCUAUACAAUAUACAGAAUGGACAUACAAAUUUAGUAACAGUAGCCAACAACAGAUCUUUUAACAGUUGAUAGCAAUGUUUCAGUGUACUCUAUAAUGGUUUUGUGUUACAGUAUCAACUUAGAUAAUAGCUAAUGUACAACAUUUUGUAUAUUAAUAUCCAGUACCAGUUUUCCUGUGCCUGUGAACGUUCCCUUGACGUUGAGGGAACAUUGCAGAUGUUUAAUUUUGGAAAAGGAACGGUAUUUAUGUCAUGAGAAAUGUAAAUGUGUAACGUGGUUGUGAACUUCUUGAGGUCAGCCAUCUUGGAUUUUUUGUGUUUGAUUGUUGUAGUGAAUAUUUCCGUUUUUAUUUCUUCUUUUUUUUCUUUCUUUUUUUUUUGUGCAUUUUUAACAGGGAUUAUUUUUGACUGCUUACUUGAUGUGGUAGAGAAUCCAGUCUGGAGGUUUGUGGAGACCAGACGGGAGAAAGAGAUCUCCACCAAAACCAUGUUUCGCUCUCUCUCUCUCUCUCCUCCAACUUGUCAACUUGUUGGGCAUUGCACCCAUCACGUACUGUUGUACACAAACUCACCAAUGAUGGUAGCGAGGAGAAGCAUUUGUAUUUAUUUAUUUUUUUGUGUAACUUUCAGAACAGCUGUGUAUUGUUCCGUGCAGGUCAAGGAGUCAGACAGCCCUUUUAAAUUGGAGGGGGGGGGGGGGGGGAGGAAGACCUGCUUGUCUGCUGUUUCAUUUCCUAACGGGUCCUCAUGUUAAGAACGUUCUAGAAUGUUCAUGUUGUGUGUAGAACAUCAUCAGUGGGGGGGGGGGGGGGGGGGGGGGUUGUGUCUUUUCUUAUGCCUUGAACAUACUGUAUCUCUUGUCUUUCAAACGCUUCAUCAUCCACAGCUGUCCUACAUCAAUGAUGAUGAUGAUGUCAGUGAUGUUUUCCCCUCUGCGUUGCUCAUCAGUGUUCUCUCAGUGCUCCACAGGAAAUGAAGGAAAUGUCGAACCACAAUAGUAAAAACCACAAAACUACUUACGGUUGAAUGUAAAAUUAGGAAAACAAGAAUUGUAAAUAAUUGUAAAAAGAAAAGUUUCUAAUCAUGUUUAUUUUCUAUGCACUUUUUUAUUUAAGUGAUAGUUUAAAUAAUAAACAUGUCUCCUUUACUCUA